AUGGAGUCGUCUAUAGACCAGGUAGCUGCCAAGUGCAGCAAGCAGCUCGAUACGUUCCAGCGGUGCAUCCUUGCGAACCAGCAGAACCCCGGGGCAUGCGAGCCGUACAAGGUCGAGCUCUCGCGUUGUGCUGCGAGUGCCGUACCGCUGCUCAACGAAAUCAAGAAUCGCUGUGUCGCGCAGGUCGUCGCGUACGAUCGCUGCCUCGAGCAGUACACGGCCAAGGGCGACGCCGAGCUCGAGAAGAACUGCACCCCGCGCCUGCGCGAUCUCUGGUUCUGUACCGAGAAGGUCAAGCGAGAAAUCGAAGGUCAGAACCCCGAGGUUCAGAGCAGCAAAGAGGCCGCCAGGGCUGCUCUCUCCAAAUAG
Messenger RNA from Moesziomyces antarcticus, 369 nucleotides. RefSeq lists its product as uncharacterized. The transcript is spliced from 2 exons. The record is from RefSeq and is a predicted model, not a curated record. The coding region runs from base 1 to 369 and encodes 122 amino acids. NCBI's taxonomy places the organism in Eukaryota, Fungi, Basidiomycota, Ustilaginomycetes, Ustilaginales, Ustilaginaceae.